AUGUCAAAUGACUGGGACAACAGCCAAUACUAUCGUCAUUAUCGUAGGGGGAGAAACAAUAGUCCUACAGCCAGGAGAACACCAUUACGUAAUAAACAUCCAAAAGAUUAUAGAAGAGAGAGGUCACAGGAAGGUCCAUCACAAAGACCAAAACCUCCUGUUAAUACUCAACCACAAUGGGAGAAAGUAGUAAGGAGGAAACAAUCAAGAUCCCCAACUAGACAAAAAGAGAGAUCACCAAGAUCUAAUCUAAUGAUAAAGAGCACUCAAAAUAUGGAUACACAUAGAAAUAAAUAUAAAGAUAGGGAAAACCCUACACACAAUAGAUUUUUACCAUUGACAACAUUUACCAAUGAUGAGGAUUUUUGGGAUGGCCACAUGAAGGGACGUCACAAGGACUCCCCUAUGCACCAUAUGUCCCCAGGAAAGAGAAGACGAAGUUUAGAAGAAGGGGAGUUAGAGGAGGGAUACAUAUACAAAAAAGAAAGGAGGGACAAAUAUCCAAGGAAAAUGGGAUUUUCAACCUUUCCAAACGAGAAUUAA
This is a messenger RNA of Pelobates cultripes (western spadefoot toad), 543 nucleotides long. The record is from the annotation of a GenBank genome assembly. Lineage: Eukaryota; Metazoa; Chordata; Amphibia; Anura; Pelobatidae.